GGAAGACCCGCCUGCUAAUCUCUCUCUCUCUCUCUCAAACGACAAAGCUCCGGCAUUUAUCAAAUCUCCGGCCACAUAUUCUUUAACUUUCAGGUUUCCUUCCCUCAUCUUCAACAGAUUACCAUUAUGUGAAUUGUAAACUGUAUGAGGAUACAUUACCAGGAAAAGGCAAGAUUUCAGUUUCUUGAUGGCUACUUUGGGAAAUACAGCAAACAUAUUCUGGCACCAGUGUGCAGUUGGGAAGCCAGAAAGGGAAAAAUUACUUAAUCAACAGGGAUGCAUUGUAUGGAUCACUGGCCUCAGCGGUUCAGGUAAAAGCACGCUUGCGUGCUCUCUUGGUAGGGAAUUACACUCAAGGGGUAAGCUUUCUUAUGUUCUUGAUGGUGACAAUCUUCGUCAUGGUCUCAAUAAGAAUCUCGGGUUCUCUCCAGAAGACCGGACUGAGAAUAUCCGCCGGGUUGGGGAAGUUGCAAAGCUAUUUGCGGAUGCUGGUUUGAUUUGCAUUGCCAGUUUGAUAUCUCCUUACAGAAAGGACCGUGAUGCAUGCCGCACCAUGCUGCCAAAUUCAUUCAUUGAGGUUUUUAUGAAUAUGCCUCUAGAAUUGUGUGAAGGAAGAGACCCAAAGGGGCUCUACAAGCUUGCCCGCGCCGGGAAAAUCAAAGGUUUUACUGGAAUAGAUGAUCCUUACGAGGCACCGUCAAACUGUGAGAUUGAAAUAAGUCAAAAGGAUGGAUCAUGCCCUACACCAAAGGAGAUGGCUGUUCAAGUGACCUCUUAUUUAGAGGGCAGAGGCUUCCUGCAGGGUCUAUGAUCUCAAAUGAGGAAAAGGAAAUCUGCCAUUAAUCAAGAACAUGAGUUUUUUUUUUUGUGCUCUUCCUAUUCCAAGUUGUAGUGCAGUUAUGCUCUCAUGAUCUGUUUCUCGCAGGAUUUAACCGUUUUAUGUAAGGUUUAUAGGGUAAAAACUUGUUCCAUUUUCAUGUUUUUAUAACAAAGUUUAUAAUGUUUUCGUGUCAAAUUCGUUGUAACAGUUUAACUUUACAGAGUUUUUGAAAAAUAUUUAAAAGUAAAGUGUGGGUGAUUGA
Molecule: messenger RNA, 1082 nt
Organism: Cuscuta campestris
Lineage: Eukaryota; Viridiplantae; Streptophyta; Magnoliopsida; Solanales; Convolvulaceae
Source: the annotation of a GenBank genome assembly